Molecule: messenger RNA, 294 nt
Organism: Prunus armeniaca (apricot)
Lineage: Eukaryota; Viridiplantae; Streptophyta; Magnoliopsida; Rosales; Rosaceae
Source: the annotation of a GenBank genome assembly
AUGAUGGGCAAGUGUGAAUUACCAAACCCUCUUAUAGAAAGCUAUUGGCUAGAUGGCGUGGGACAGGGUGAGGGAGGAGAUCUGUUGGGGAGUGAGGGGAGGGGGUGGCCUGGUGUCUUGAUACUUUUCUGGAGAGAGAAGAUGGCGAUGGUGGUGUUGGUAUCAAAGAACUUCCUAAUAUGCUUUUUAUUUUAUUAUGUAUUGAUUGUGGUGCUGGGGAGCUACUGGGAAGGAUGGUGGUGUGAGGGAUGGAGACUCUGCAAUUUUCUCACCUUCCACACAGAGCCCAGAUGA